AUGCCGAACAUGCGGGCCAAGAACGAACAGUCGUGGGCGCUGUACCCAUCUCUCCACCAGGAUGUGCGGCGCCUGCUGCUGCAGGACAUGUUGUUCUUCCACUUCCAUCACGCCGACGACGAGCAGCAUCUCGUUGAGGAUUACGACACCAACAUCAUGGGCCGCUUCAUCUGCCACAACGCCUCAUGCAAGUCCAAGGGCUGGUCGAGCAAGAGGGUCGCGAUCACGAUUCGCAUGUACUCGGACAGGACGUACAACGCCCGUGUUUACUUCCAACGGUGCAGGGCCUGCAAGAAACUCAGCAAGCCUGAGCUGGACAGCUCGUACGCGGAGCGAAUCGCCUACCGCAUCAAGAAGUGGUAUGGUGUACGACAGUUGCUGCCACCACCGUACUCUGGUGGCAACGACCCCAAGGAACCCCACAAGAUCGAGCUCUGUGAGGGCUGCAAGGCCGGCCGCUGCAUCGAGAAGUGCCCACAGGGAGUUUCGCUUUGUCGUGCCUGCGGCCUCCUCUUGGUAACGAGAGACGGCGUGGAACAGUGCCCGGACAUGGAGUGUGCCGGGAUCAACAACAUUGGAGGUGAUACGAAGCCAUGGUGGUGA
Molecule: messenger RNA, 603 nt
Organism: Purpureocillium lilacinum
Lineage: Eukaryota; Fungi; Ascomycota; Sordariomycetes; Hypocreales; Ophiocordycipitaceae
Source: RefSeq, a predicted model, not a curated record